This is a messenger RNA of Amblyraja radiata (thorny skate), 3343 nucleotides long. RefSeq names its product cannabinoid receptor 2 (gene cnr2). Bases 513 to 1664 code for a protein of 383 amino acids. Gene Ontology annotation, biological process: G protein-coupled receptor signaling pathway. Lineage: Eukaryota; Metazoa; Chordata; Chondrichthyes; Rajiformes; Rajidae. Gene Ontology annotation, cellular component: membrane. The record is from RefSeq and is a predicted model, not a curated record. The transcript has 2 exons. Gene Ontology annotation, molecular function: cannabinoid receptor activity.
GUGACGCAUGGAACUUGCUGGUGGUCUAAUGCCAGCUUGUGAUUCUGGGGAUUUCCCCUUUCAAACCUGAGAAACAAAAAGCGAAGUGCAGGCUGAGACAGUACGAGAGUCAGUGACAGAAGACCAGCAGCCGGCAGGUACUGGACCUGCAGCGAACGACAGACAGCAAGAGCGGAGAGGCAAAGACGCAUUCGCUUGCUGAAGGGGGUGGUCUCAAUGUAGCGGCGGCAGGCGAUCAGACGAGCGACACACACGUACCGAGGGGUUUGGUAUCGGGGCUCGCCCCUUUCUCUCAACAGCUAGGGGUCAAUUCUACAUUCCCCGUACAAUCCGUUGAAUCCAUACAUGGCGAUUAGCGUGGGUCACUCCAGGUGAAUCCAGGCACAGUGAAGAACUGGUGCUGAAGAGAUUGAAAAUUCCAUGUUUAAAACCAUCUUUAAAAGUCCAUAAUCUGAUUAAACCUACUUUGGAAUCGCAGUUUGGAAUUCUGAAAGAUAAAAGCGCAUCAAAAAAUGAAUGAGAAUAAUUCACUUUUGUUUAACUCAACUUCAAAUUCAACCACUUCUUACACUACAGAUGAAGAUAAUGAAAUUGAUUGUGGCGAUAAGAUCUUGCGUAUGGAAUCCUUCAUGAUCCUCACAGAAAGCCAAAAGAAAGUCGUUGCCGUGCUGUGUUUAACAGUGGGGCCAUUUACUGUGUUGGAGAACAUCUUAGUUUUAUGUGUGAUACUCUUAACUCCGCAUCUCCGAAGUCGACCCUCUUAUUUAUUCAUUUCUAGCCUUGCAACUGCCGACCUCAUGGCAAGCAUUAUAUUUGUUUACAGUUUUGUUGGCUUCCAUGUCUUUGAGCACAAGGACAAUAAUAACAUCUUUCUGUUUAAACUAGGAGGUGUCAUUGCAUCAUUCUCAGCUUCAGUGGGCAGUUUGCUACUCACUGCGAUUGACAGAUACAUAUGCAUUCACAAGCCAUCUGAAUACAGGACAAUUUUAACAAUGAGGAAAGCAGUGAAAUGUCUUUUCGUUUUGUGGUCAGUUGUUAUUUCGAUAGGUUUAUUUCCUUUGAUGGGAUGGAAUUGCUGUGAUUCACAUUAUAAGUGUUCUGAGCUAUUUCCUUUAGUUGAUGAAACCUAUUUAAUUUCCUGGAUAAUGCUUAUUACCUGUCUGUUAGUUUUAAUAAUUUAUGCCUACAUACAUAUUCUCUGGAAGGCCCAUUUCCAUUCAGUCCACAUGGAAAAACAGAAAGAAGGAAGGAAAUGUCAAUCAAAAUUGGGCCACACACGCAUAGACAUUAAACUUGCCAAAACACUAGGUCUAAUAUUAAUCAUUUUAAUUACUUUUUGGUCUCCAGUCUUGGCUAUAAUGACUUUUGAUAUAUUUGCGACGGUAAGCAAAGAUACCAAAAAGGUCUUUGCUUUUUGCAGCAUGUUAUGUUUGCUAAAUUCGACUUUGAAUCCAAUUGUGUAUGCACUAAGGAGCAAAGACAUGCGCAGUAUACUCGUAAACAUCUUGUCUGGGUGCAAGAGGCAGUCACCAUCUCUGGAGAACAGCGUGGCAUCUGAUGGACACAUCAAAAGCAACACUGCAAGCACGACUAUGUUUUCAUCAUUUGAUAAAUGCAGCCUUGACAUUUCGGAAAAUGGUACAUCACCAAAUGCAGAUAAGUGAAAUAUUUGAUUGCUGGGAUAAAAACUUUCAGAACAAAACUUUACGUACAGAGGAUGAGCAACCAGCUGAUGCUACGUAUUGGGAUCCACGUGGCUGGAGAUUUCUUUCAAGUGAACACUUUACAAGGCAUCAAGUGAACCCAAUUCAACUACUGAUGGAAUUUCUAUGUACUAAUACUUCAAACAUUACAGAAUUUAAGAAUCACGUUUGCCAACUUUACUGCAAGAAAAUAUUACUAGAUACUCAUGACUUUGGUGCCCGUUUCAUCAACAUUUCAAAAUGUGAAUAGUCCCUUUUCCCAUUCAUUACCAAAGAGCUUUGUAUAUGCAUGAUCAUGGUUUGUAAAUGCUCCAAUGGAUUUCUGCAGAGUUAGUGCAAUAAACAUCCUGGCAAAAUAAUCUUAGAGGUAACACCGAUCAGACUCAGAUUUGGGAAACUCAUUAAAAUUUCUCAUUGGAUCGUAGUUGCACAUUGCAAACAAUAAUCUGCAAAUUAUAUAUUCUCAUCAUGUUGAAACAAGUCUACUGAGUCAAACCAGAAGAGCUGAUAACUACAUGAACAUUUUAUGAGGAUAUAUUUUUGUAUGUAGCUAUAGUUUUGUUGUUUGGUAAUACAAGAAAUAAUGCAAAGAAAUAAUCUGUAAAGUUUCACAACUUAAGAUUUAAACUUAAUAAAACCAGAAAACACUGGAAACAUUCAGAAUCUACGUAAAGAGAAACAAAGUUACCAUUUCAGGUCUAAAUCCCUUCAUCAGAACUGGUAAAGAGAGAAAAGCAAGUUCAUUUUAACUCCCAGGAAAGAUGGGAGAAGGACAUAGGCAACAUCUGUAAAAGUGUGAGGCUAGGGUUUCUGGAAUGAUAAAUUGUAGAGUUCCUCUGGUCAUUUGAUUAAUCGGUAUAGUUAGAGGAUGAUAAAACACACAAAAUAGUGAAAAAUUUUGUGAGAUGUGAAGCAAGUUACCAGAAAUUGUAGAAUUUGAAAUGCAGAAGACUGCAACACGCCCAGACAGAAGAUAAGGUGCUGCUCCUCAAGACAUCACUCUUUAUUUUGUAACUACUUAUUCUUCAUUGUUUGUUAUGGUACUCCUAUGCCCCCAUUAACCCAUUGACUGAAAGAUCUCUGCAACCCAUUUCUAUGGCAUCCUUAACCUCACCCUAUCAUUUAUGUUCUCGAUGUUCUAUUCCUUCUCCCACCUUCCCAACAACUUAAAACAUUUUGUCUUUUUUCCCCAAUUCUGCUGACAAGACUUAGUGCAGAAAUGUUAACUGUCUAUCUUCUCACAUGUGCUGCAUGCUGAGCAUUUGCAGAAUUUUCUGGAUUUCCAACAUCUGCAUUUUAGUUUUAAAGAUCCUUGUUUUAAUGAAUGGUUUGUUUAUAUUCCCGAAUGAUUAACUCGCCAAGUAACACGCAUAAUUGGUAAAUCAACUCAUCACUGAUCAUGGGAUCUUGUUCAGUUACUGAGUUUGAUGAUAAGAAAAGCAGCUUCACCCUCCUUAUUAAUGAUUAUCUCCAUGCAUUCUUAAAGGAAAUGAUUAAAUGUGAUAUUUGAAUCAUUAUGGAUUUCCAUUUUGUUCCAUGAGUUCCAUUUGUGUAUAUUCAAUAAAAUAGACAAGAAAGUACUUUAAGUAAAUUAUUUUAUAAACUUCAGUGUAUACCAUUUUGUUCAGAUGAGAUUUAGA